Messenger RNA from Asterias rubens (European starfish), 1838 nucleotides. Its product is annotated as eukaryotic translation initiation factor 3 subunit E-A-like. Gene Ontology annotation, molecular function: translation initiation factor activity. The coding region runs from base 40 to 1416 and encodes 458 amino acids. Gene Ontology annotation, cellular component: cytoplasm; nucleus; eukaryotic translation initiation factor 3 complex. Gene Ontology annotation, biological process: translational initiation. Lineage: Eukaryota; Metazoa; Echinodermata; Asteroidea; Forcipulatida; Asteriidae. The transcript has 13 exons. The record is from RefSeq and is a predicted model, not a curated record.
AUUCUGGGACUUUGAACUUCCGGUAAGGGGAAAAGGUACAUGCGGGAAAUAAUCAUGGCGGAAUUCGACCUUACAACGAGAAUUGGACAAUAUUUAGACCGACAUCUGGUCUUUCCACUGCUGGAGUUCCUGUCAGUGAAAGAGAUCUACAAUGAAAGGGAUAUGUUGGAUGGAAAACUCCAGUUGCUAAGCAACACAAAAAUGGUGGACUACAUUAUGGAUGUGUUUAGAGGACUCCAUCCUGAUAAAGAGGUUCCUCCAGAAAUGUAUGAAAAGCGUGGGGUGGUCGUUGAGGAGAUGAAGAAGCUGAUGUCUCAGACUAAACCAAUCUUAGAGAUCUUCUCAUUGGAUGAGGUCAACGAACUAAUCCAGAGUACACGAGACGGACGAGUUCUCUUCGAAUACAUGGAGACAAAUCAUGGGUUUCGUCAUGAGAUGUUGGAUAUAUUGUACACAUUCGCCAAGUUCAAGUAUGAAUGUGGGGACUACAGUACAGCUGCACAGUACCUGUACUUCUUCAGAGUGUUGAUUCCCCAGAAUGACAAGAAUGCAAUGCCAGCGCUGUGGGGAAAGCUUGCCUCGGAGAUCUUAAAGCAAGACUGGGAUCAAGCACUGGAGGAUCUUAACCAACUACAGGAGGUUAUUGACUCCAAUACAUUUGUCACCCCGCUGCAGUCAUUGCAACAGAGGACGUGGUUAAUUCACUGGAGUUUAUUUGUGUACUUCAACCACCCUCAAGGCCGGGAUUUCAUCAUUGAUAAAUUCCUCUACCAGCCAGCGUACUUGAAUGCAAUUCAGACAACAUGUCCGCAUAUAUUACGCUAUCUCACAACAGCUGUCAUCACCAAUAAGAAUCGAAGGAGACAAGUACUGAAAGACCUAGUCAAGGUUAUACAACAGGAGUCUUACACCUACAGAGACCCCAUUACAGAGUUUGUGGAAUGCCUCUAUGUCAACUUCAACUUUGAUGGAGCGCAACAGAAGUUGAGGGAGUGUGAAACAGUCUUGAUCAACGACUUCUUCUUGGUGGCCUGUUUAGAAGACUUCAUAGAAAACGCCAGAAUGUUUAUAUUUGAGACUUUCUGUCGCAUCCACAACUGCAUCAGCAUCAACAUGCUUGCAGACAAGCUGAAUAUGAAUCCAGAAGAUGCUGAGCGCUGGAUCGUUAACCUCAUCAGGAAUGCUAGACUAGACGCCAAGAUUGAUUCCAAAUUGGGUCAUGUGGUGAUGGGCUCCCAGAACGUGUCUCCGUAUCAGCAGGUGAUUGAGAAGACUAAGAACUUGAUCUACAGGAGCCAGGCUUUGGCUGGUAACAUCGAUAAGAGGGAACAGUCUAAGAAUACGUCUUCCUCUAAAGGCCAAGGGCAGCAGCAGCAGCAAACUCAGUCAAAUUCGAUGUGGGGAGUGGAUUUUUAACAACUUACUCUCCAAUCAGCAAGUGUAGUAUGGAUUCACCAAGAAUUAUUGUCAACGACUGUUUCCUGCUGCUCCAAGAUGCGAAAUCCCUUUUCAAACAUGAAACGGUGGAAGACUUGAUAUCAUCAUACAGGCAAUUUGUUUUCUUUUCUUUUGGCAUUUAUUAAAGAAGCACUCUUGAGUACUGCCUUGGUAAUUGUUGAAAAUGUUUGAGUCAAAGUUUCAAAGUUCCCUUUGCAAAAUAAAAGUAGCCUCGCCCUCUCAAAUAUGAACUUCCAGGCCUUGUAAAAUGUGUUCACCACAUAUGCUGCAGACUGGUGUAGAUUAUUAUUAAAAACUAUAGUGGAUGGUGUUAAAUGGCCAUAUAGUAGGAGGGUUAAUCUUGUUUCAUUCUUGUUUACAAUGAUAAUCUACUUUGUAUC